AUGUUUGUAUACUCUAGAAAACCAAGUGGAAGCAAACGUGAAUCCGUUGUCAGACUGUUGCUGACGAUUAAAGUAAGGCUCGUGAUUAGUACCUGGGAACUUGUUUGUAACAAAUUAGUGGCUGAGAAAUUUCGAUUCAGAAUUAAUAACAUUUCUAUAGUACAGUGCUACGCGCCAAUGGAAACUUCCGAUACACUGGAGAAGGAUUCAAACGAGCAACUCAAAGCAAUCCAGGAGCAGCUUUCUAUAGUCAAAAGGGAACAACAACCUUGCAUUCAAACUUGGCCGGUUCAUAUAUUUCGAAGUGUACGCCUAACGGUUGGUCUGGUUAAGGCGAAUGAAAAUGCAUUUUUGCACGAGAUUAGCGAGACCCGACAUCGGCUGAUUAGAGGGACAGCUGAUGAGCUGCACACGUUAUUUGAGUUUAGUGCUUCGAGGAGAAAAGAGUAG
Molecule: messenger RNA, 450 nt
Organism: Hermetia illucens (black soldier fly)
Lineage: Eukaryota; Metazoa; Arthropoda; Insecta; Diptera; Stratiomyidae
Exons: 2
Coding region: 1-450 (149 amino acids)
Source: RefSeq, a predicted model, not a curated record